Vespula vulgaris is the source of this 1814-nucleotide messenger RNA. RefSeq names its product protein krueppel-like. Bases 69 to 440 code for a protein of 123 amino acids. The record is from RefSeq and is a predicted model, not a curated record. Lineage: Eukaryota; Metazoa; Arthropoda; Insecta; Hymenoptera; Vespidae. The transcript has a single exon.
AACGGAAGUAUUCGCCGAGUGCGGCCAUCGAUUGGUAUUAUCAAUACCAAACCUUAUACCUACGUCUGAUGGCCGAGAAUCAAAUGGCCGAAAGUGUUAGCUGUACUGGAAACGCCUUACCUGAUAAGGAACAACAAGCUACGAGUAGAAAACAUCCGAAGGAUAACGCUAACAAUUUGGAAAAAGUUGUUCAAGAUGCAUCCGUUAACCUGGAUAAUACUAAUCUCCAAGGAAAUUGCGGAAAUGUGAACAUACGCGGUGACUCAAGUGGUUACUCUUGUCUACGCUGCGGAAACGCAUACACCAGGCCGCACUCAUUGAACCGUCACAUUAGAUUCGAAUGCGGUGUCGAGCCACAAUUCGAAUGUCCAAUUUGUCACAAAAAGUCGAAACACAAGCAUAAUCUUUUAUUACACAUGCGAACUCAUCAAAAACCAUGAGUACGAAUUUCGAUUCGUGCUUGAUUCUUCUUUUUCCGUAAUUUUUUUUAUAUCGGAAAUCAAUGAGUUCAACCAUCAAGCGAGAUGAACUUCUUAUAGAUUAGACUAAUUUUUGAAGUACGUUCGAUAGGCCAAUCUAUUUUUUGUUUCUUUAUAUAUAUAUGUGUGUGUGUAUGUGUGUGUGUAUAUAUAUUUAUAUAUAUAUAUAUAUAUAUAUAUAUAUAUAUAUAUAUAUAUAUAUAUCGAAAGAUUAUUUUUCUUUCUUUAUAAUAUAUCAUCGUAAUAUUUCGAGGAAUCGAAUAGGAUUCGUCAAAUGGAAUCCUUGAAAAUGAACUUGAAAAUUCUUCCUUAUCAGUUAACAAGGUCUUCCAAAGAGUUAGACAUGUAAGUUUCUUUGUUAUCUCUUCUAUUCUUCGUUAUGAUUAUACAUUGCAAGAUAAUAUUUUUAUUAUAUAGGAUAGCAACUCUGCGGAACAAAAAAUUGUAUUAUUCUAUUUUCUUUUCUUUAUUUUUUUUUUUUUUUUUUUAAUUAGAUAUAACUAUUAUUUUUAUAUAAAUAUUCUCGGGUGCUCGAUCCUUUACAGCAUUUGUAGAAACAUUAUAAAAAUUAUUAUUACCAUUACUAUUAUGAUUAUUAUUAUUAUUAUUAUUAUUAUUACUACUACUAUUAUUACUGUUGUUAUUAUUAUUAUUAUUAUUAUUAUUAUUAUUAUUAUUAUUAUUAUUAUUAUUAUUAUUAUUACUAUUGCCGAAAAACUGUUCAAAUUAAUUCGUUGUGAAAAAAUUUCUUAUUUUCUCCAUCAAUCAGUAUCGUCAAAUGAUAAGCUUACGAUCUCGAAUAUACGUAACGUUACCGAAAAUAGACUGAGUUACUGCCAUUAAAAAAAAAAAAGCUACAUUAUCCAUACAAAAAUUCUGUAUUUCUUUUCUUUUUGUGUUUUUUUCUUACUUUAAUUUUUUUAAUUUUGUUUUGUUUUUUUUUUCCUUUUAGAUACUAUAUAAAUAUUAUAUACUAUAUUAAUCACGCGUGUCCCAAAAAAGGGUAUCCAAGUUUGGCAUAUCCCAUAUACUAAAUAUAUAUGUUACAUAUAUUACUCUACACGCUUAAAAGAAUAUAUAUAUAUAUAUAUAUAUAUAUAUAUAUAUACAAAAUUUUCAUUUUCGUUAAUAUAUUAUCAGGCGAAAAAAAUGCUUAAAUAAAUAUAAAUAAUUUAAUUAACUAUAAGUGCCAGUCGCGCUACUUAAAGACUAAGACAUAUAAGCUGUGAUCCAAUAAGGUGCCACAUAUGAGUUGUGAACAAAGAAAAAAAAAAAAGAAAAAAAAAAUAAGAAAAUAAAAAGGAGAUGUUAUGUUAAAAAAAAAAAAAAAGAAAA